Messenger RNA from Tripterygium wilfordii, 2562 nucleotides. Its product is annotated as sulfate transporter 4.1, chloroplastic-like. Bases 214 to 2328 code for a protein of 704 amino acids. The record is from RefSeq and is a predicted model, not a curated record. Lineage: Eukaryota; Viridiplantae; Streptophyta; Magnoliopsida; Celastrales; Celastraceae. Gene Ontology annotation, biological process: transmembrane transport. Gene Ontology annotation, cellular component: membrane. The transcript has 17 exons. Gene Ontology annotation, molecular function: secondary active sulfate transmembrane transporter activity.
CAACUAUUGUCUAUUGAAAUUUGAAAGUAGACGGCACCCUCCUUUGAACUAAAAUCCAAAAAGACGAUUGGCUUGAUUUAGUUGAUUCUUCCUUCCAUGUAUGUGAAAUGUAUUUGUUGCGUUUCUUCUUCAACAACGCCGGCGAAAGCUUGAAUAAACCAAAGUGAGUUACUAGCCAGGCCGUAUUGUUUCUCUGAUGCGCACACGGGGCGCAUGGAGGUAAGCUACGCCUCACCGAGCGCCCUUGACGUCUCCUCCGGUGACUCCAUUCCUGGAACCUCCAUGCCGACCCGACCCGUCAAGAUCAUCCCCUUACAGCACCCGAAUGCUUCCUCGUAUUCUCCCCAAUCUCGUAUGCUGAAUAUGUUUGUGAGAUGGUCAUCCAACGUUAGGCGCAUGACUACGAUUCAGUGGAUCGAGACUUUCUUGCCUUGUUACCGUUGGAUUAGGACUUACCGAUGGCGGGAAUACUUAAAUGUCGAUCUUAUGGCCGGUACUACCGUCGGCGUCAUGCUCGUUCCGCAGGCAAUGUCUUAUGCAAAACUGGCUGGGCUCCAACCAAUUUAUGGACUAUAUUCUGGUUUUGUGCCUAUAUUUGUGUACGCCAUAUUUGGUUCAUCUCGGCAGCUUGCUAUCGGUCCUGUAGCAUUGGUGUCUCUUCUCGUCUCUAAUACCUUGGGUGGAAUCGUUGAUUCAUCAGAUGAAUUGUACACAGAACUUGCGAUAUUAUUGGCGCUUAUGGUUGGCAUGAUGGAAUGUAUAAUGGGACUGCUAAGGCUCGGGUGGCUUAUUCGUUUUAUUAGCCACUCUGUAAUAUCUGGCUUUACAACUGCUUCUGCGGUUGUGAUAGGAUUAUCUCAAAUCAAGUACUUCUUGGGAUAUGAUAUUGCCCGAAGUAGCAAAAUUGUGCCUCUGAUUGAAAGCAUAAUAUCUGGAGCAGAUCAGUUCUCAUGGCCACCUUUCGUAAUGGGAUCAAUAGUACUAGCAAUUAUGCUGGUCAUGAAACAUUUGGGAAAAUCAAGGAAGUACUUGCGGUUCCUGCGAGCAGCGGGUCCACUCACAGCAGUUGUCUUGGGUACAACUUUUGUGAAAAUAUUUCAACCAUCUUCCAUUUCUUUGGUGGGCGAUAUACCCCAGGGCCUUCCAAAAUUUUCUAUUCCUAAAGAAUUUGGUUAUGCAAAGUCUUUGAUCCCAACUGCUCUUCUCAUUACUGGUGUAGCUAUAUUGGAAUCUGUGGGGAUCGCCAAGGCCUUGGCAGCAAAGAAUGGGUAUGAGUUGGAUUCAAAUCAAGAGUUGUUCGGUCUUGGGGUCUCCAAUAUUUUCGGUGCAUUCUUUUCGGCAUAUCCCACCACAGGCUCCUUCAGUAGAUCUGCUGUGAAUCAUGAAAGUGGAGCAAAAACUGGCUUAUCUGGACUGGUCACUGGAACUAUUAUUGCUUGUGCUCUUUUGUUCAUGACUCCAAUAUUUAAAUACAUACCCCAGUGUGUAUUGGCUGCAAUAGUGAUCUCAGCGGUAAUAGGCCUGGUGGAUUAUGAUGAAGCAAUAUUCUUAUGGCAUGUGGAUAAGAAGGAUUUUGUUCUUUGGACCAUUACCUGCACCACAACGUUAUUCCUUGGUAUUGAAAUUGGUGUCCUUGUUGGGGUUGGUGCAUCACUUGCUUUUGUCAUCCAUGAAUCAGCAAAUCCACAUGUUGCUGUCUUGGGGCGUCUUCCAGGCACCACUGUUUAUAGAAAUACGCAGCAGUAUCCAGAAGCAUAUACUUACAAUGGGAUUGUGAUUGUUCGUGUUGAUGCACCUAUCUAUUUUGCUAAUAUCAGUUACAUUAAGGACAGGCUACGGGAAUAUGAGCUUGAUGUCGAUAAGUCUUCAAGCCGUGGACCAGAAGUUGAGAGAAUUCAUUUUGUUAUAAUUGAAAUGGCGCCCGUUACAUACAUAGAUUCAAGUGCCAUUCAAGCUCUGAAAGAUUUGCAUGAGGAGUACAAAUCACGGGAUAUCCAGAUUGCAAUUUCCAAUCCAAACCGGGAGGUUCUCCUGACAUUAUCCAAGUCUGGUGUUAUAGAGUUGAUUGGUAAGGAAUGGUAUUUUGUGAGAGUGCAUGACGCCGUUCAAGUUUGCCUACAACACGUGCAGAGCUUACAAGAAACACCAAAUACAUCAGGUCCACCACCAGAGGAACCAACAAGUUUCUUACAAAGGUUAGCUAGACAAAGAGGAGAAGAUUCAUCAAUUUCUGAGUUGGAGUCAGGUGAUAGAAGACCAUUGUUCACCAAGAACAACGAUCCUAAGCUGGAGCCGCUGUUAUCUCAGAAGUAUGGAAAUAUUCCUUGAUUCUUUUUGACAAAUUAUUUGAUGCCAGUUUUAGCAAGGCACUAGAAAGCUCUCUGUUACUCACUAGCUCUCAUGGUUUGAUAUUAUUCUGUAAUUAGGUUUCAUUGUUGUUAUAGGUAUAGGUAUUAGGGUUGAUUGUUUCUCUAUAAGCAAGCAAGCACCUUAGUUGUAAAUGCAAUAACAUUCGACAAUUUGGACAGUUGAAAAUUUCAUUGAUUUGUAAGUUUUGUAGCU